AUGACGCCCGUUUUAACCGUCAGCCUGAAAGUGGCUAAACAGAAAUUGACUCGACUACUCAACGAAUUGGGGAAACUGAUCGAAGAAGCUGAUCAAUUUAGUCAGCCAUGGCAGUUUCCGACUACAAGGAAAGAACUUGAAAUAUUUUUGGCAACGAAGCCAAUUGUGGUAAAAGCCUUAUGCAAAAGAAUUGAAGGCAAAAAGGAAUACAUUUGGCAAUGCUACAACGAAUGCAUAACCACCAUAAGUAGCUCGGAUGAGAAAGGAGAAGAUGGAAGUAUGAAAAAUAAUUUCGAGCAGUAUUGGGAAGAAAAAAGAGGCGAAUAUUGGCUUGAAACUGCCUCUGAGGUAAUUGAUAAUUUGGAAAAGAGACUAGUGGAACUACAGUGUCAAGAAGCUUUUGUAAGGAAAGGACAAGAAAGACACUUUGAAACUGCGAACGAACAGUCAAACCGACUUUCCACAGUCCCUCACCGACUGUUCGGAAAUGAAAUCAAAAUUCCAGAUUUUGACGGAAAGGCAACGGAGUUUGACUCCUUUUGGGAACUAUUUGAAGAAUUAGUCCACAAACAACCUUACUCUAAUAUUGAAAAACUUUCAAUAUUACUAAGUUGUUGUAAAGGAGAUGCUGCUAGAACGCUAAAAAUGAUACCACGAACAGGCAGCUCCUACGAAGAGGCAAUAAACCAACUUAAGCUGCAAUACCAAGACGCAAAAAGAACUACUAUGACAAUGAUACGCCAACUAAAGAACAUGAAACAGGCAAGAGACGACGCUAGGUCGCUUAGAAAUACACUCAGCGACAUUGAAACAAUCAUCGCAACUCUUCGUAAGAAUGGCGAGUUCGUGGACACCACGCAAAUGUCGAGUAUGGUAAUCGAUACAUUUCCCAAGACAAUACAAGAGGAAAUUCUAAAGAAAGAAUUCGAUUCGGGCAAAGAGUGGAAUACUGCAGAUUUGAUAGCAAAUAUAGCAAUCAUCGUGAAAAGGCGUGAGCAUCUGGAAAACCGUACGCAAGAAGAAAAACCACAAUACUCCAUGUUUACGCAACAAAAGCAUGCUGGAAAUGCUUCAGCCCCAAACACCACACGAAGAUGUGUAGGCUGCAAAACUGUACAGCAUGCGGUGGCUACCACAACCCAGUGGUCUGCCGUUACAGCGAACCAAGAAACAAUGAACUUAUUACAUCAACCAAAUCUAGAAGAUUUUCCAGAAGCCCGAUAA
Molecule: messenger RNA, 1224 nt
Organism: Cylicostephanus goldi
Lineage: Eukaryota; Metazoa; Nematoda; Chromadorea; Rhabditida; Strongylidae
Source: the annotation of a GenBank genome assembly